CAAACCACCACGUCAUUACGCAGUGGGGCUGCAUGACCAAGGCCAGUGUUGAGGCGCUACCGCUAGCGCGCACAAUACCAUGGAUGAAAUCGAGCCGUGGGACACGACCUCGAAUUACUCCUACUUGGACCCACCGCUGCCGGACGUGUCCGACAGAGUGUGCGACUUCCUCGACUGCCUGCCGUGCAAGACGGUGGACAACGACGCCUUCAACACUGGAAUCUCCGUCCUCUACGGCGCGGCGUUUGUCCUCGGCCUCGUGCCAAACCUCGCCGUCCUGUGGCUGCUGGCCACCGACCACCCGCCGGGCGCCCGCGUGUCGACAGCGCUGCUGCCCCUGAGCCACACCGCCGCGUGCCUAUGCGGCAUCUCCACGCUGCCGGCGCUCGUCGUGGUCACGCGACACGGCGUCGGCCACUGGCCGUCGGGCGCCGAGGCCCUGUGCAAGCUGCUGUUCUUCACGUUCGAGCUCUACCAGUACGGCACUGCCCUCUCCGUGGCCUCCAUGGGAGUGGAACAGUUCUCCACUUUCGGGAGCGGGACGGUCGCGAGGGCGUCGAUGUGCGCCGCGUCGUGGCUCCUCGCCCUCGGCGCUUCGCUGCCCAGCCUCGUCGUCGUGACGGCGGCGGGCGGCCAGAGGUGCGAGCCGGACCUCGACUUCGAGAGCGCGCGCACGUGGGAGGCGGCCGUCGGCGUCCUCGGCGUCUCCUUGGGGUGCGCGACGGCCGUCGUGGUUUUCGCGUCGUUUUACAUCGCCGCCCGCAGGAACCCGGCGUUCGACUGCAGCGGGCGGCGAGAGCUUGCGCGCGUUUACUUCUGCUUGUUCUUGGUCUGCUGGCUGCCGUACCACACCCUGCUCUUGGCGGAGGCGCUGAAGUCGGCGGAUUUCUUGACGUUUAACUGCGUCGCGGCCGAGGGGGUCUUCUACGGGAAACAAGCCGCGCAGUGCCUGGCGUUCCUUUACAGCGGCGCGACUGCGUGGGCAUUCGUCGUUUUGAAAUACGCGAGGCCCGCGCGACAAGCAGAUGGCACGGCGCAAACCGCCCUUGCCCUAUCUUAGGCGUGGAUGUACGGACGUUGAACUUCAAUCACAAUGUGCACGUAGCCAGCCCGUGCUGAUCAGAUGAGGUGCAGAGUCAACGAUAUGAUCGGCGCGACUUCCUCCCGCGUUUGUAACCUCCGCUUGCGGUGCAGUGGUUAAAAGCCGCUGAGCGACAAUUUCCGGCGACCCGAGUUUGAUUCCCGACCACGGCUAACAUCGGCGGCGGGCGAUAUCCGAAGCGGUCCUGGACCACCCUCCGCCUGGGUCGCUUCGCCAACCCGCACUGAACCGGCGUGGUGAAGUAUGGUCGUACGACACGGGGCGGAGAGGAAUCCAUCAAGUUGUGGACUGGCAAACGGCCGGUACAGUUCUUAUGUCACGACCGUGGUUAGGCUGCAAAGCAAAAAAAGACGCGGCGAAUGGUUACACGAAGACUUAAAAAUAAUACACCGAAAAGGCUGACUUCAUAUUCAGAGGCUCCCCAAGGCCUUUUCUAAUUCAGCCGCAUGCAGCCUGGGAGUGGCGGGGUGCAACUCUUUACAUCUUCAUGUACGUUACAAAAGCAUUUAAAUAGAUACAUUGUCACGACUGCAAGUGUCCCAUGUGUGCCGAUGGCAAGACAAACGAGCGAAUGCGUUCGGAAGGAGAGCAUUACGGUAUUAAUGAACGAGGCUUGGUAAAACGCGACCGUAAAUCAACAGUGCUCCUUGGGUUGGGAAAUCAACAGAGUUUUAUUGGGAUGAAGCAAGCAGCCUUCUUCCGCGAAUUAAAGAUCUGCGGGAAGAUAAUGCCUCGGGCUGACGUGGCGUGAAGCCACGUGAGGGGUCAUGGCGAUAAUCUCCGGCCCGCCAGCAAGAACUGCGGCUCUAAGCAUCUCGUUGCUUUCACUGAUCCUGGGUUCAUUUUCUACGGCUCAUUCAUAUUUAUUGAUUUUUAAAUUCAGCGUGUGUGUGCAACAAAAUAUAUAUAUGCUCAACCAUUAAUACUGGUAGGAACCUCCUGGCUACACCAACCCACAGGGGAUUAUU
Molecule: messenger RNA, 2070 nt
Organism: Lethenteron reissneri (Far Eastern brook lamprey)
Lineage: Eukaryota; Metazoa; Chordata; Hyperoartia; Petromyzontiformes; Petromyzontidae
Product: atypical chemokine receptor 3-like
Biological process (GO): positive regulation of cytosolic calcium ion concentration; calcium-mediated signaling; cell chemotaxis
Cellular component (GO): membrane; external side of plasma membrane
Molecular function (GO): C-C chemokine binding; C-C chemokine receptor activity
Source: RefSeq, a predicted model, not a curated record